AUGCUUCGCCUGAGGCUGCGAAUGGAAAGCGUGGAUCGCGUGGCAUUCACUUCGCCGUCCGUAAACUGGUGUCUGAAGCGACGCUUCGCUUGCUCAGGUGGUCGCGCUAUCCACGAGCGGCGUGCUUGCGGGAGACCUGCACCCAGCUACAGGUUUCGGAGUGCGCACGCGGGGCGGGUAUACGCGUCGGCGUCACGAAGGCAACCGGGGGUCAUCGCCGCCGGGCAGCCGCCUGCUCGCUCCUCUGAGCAGGGCUCUAUUACCCCACGGGCCGUAAGCUACGCUCAGUGGUACUUGGACGUGAUUGCAGCCGCGCAGCUAGCAGAUAGCUCGCCGGUCAAGGGGUCCCUAGUGUUCCGACCACACGGCUGGGCGAUUUGGGAGCUUAUUCGCGAGGAGCUGGAUCGGAGAAUUCGACAAACAGGAGCUCAAAACGUUAGUUUUCCGCUUUUGAUUCCCCAGUCGUUCCUAUGUCGCGAGGCCGAGCAUGUUCAGGGCUUCGCAAAGGAGUGUGCUGUGGUGACGCAUCAUCGACUGCGAGCAGCGCCCGACGGCGCUCCGGGAGCACUCGAACCAGACCCGCAGGCUCGACUCGAAGAGCCGCUUGUCGUGCGACCGACGAGCGAGACGAUCGUCUGGCACAUGUUCGGAAGGUGGAUCCAGUCGUACCGAGACCUGCCGCUCAUGGUGAACCAGUGGUGCAAUGUCGUGCGCUGGGAAUUGCGAACGCGCCCUUUCCUCCGAACCCUAGAGUUCUUCUGGCAGGAGGGGCACACAGCGCAUGCUACCAGCGCUGAGGCGGAAGCAAAGGCUCGUGAAAUGCUCACCGUGUACCAGAAGUUUCUCGAGGAAUGGUUAGCGAUCCCGGUGAUCGUCGGCACAAAGAGUUCCUCGGAAAGGUUUGCAGGUGCCGAGGAAACCUUCACCCUCGAGGCGAUCAUGCAGAACGGAUGGGCGUUGCAGUCGGGGACGUCUCACUUUCUGGGGCAGAAUUUUGCCCGCGCUUUCGAUGUCGAGUACCAGAGCGCCGAUUCUGGUGUUCGCGAGCUCGUCUGGGCCACAUCCUGGGGGCUUUCCACGCGUGUCAUCGGGGCGCUCAUCAUGACCCAUAGCGAUGACCAUGGUCUAGUGUUGCCGCCACGAGUGGCCCCUGUUCAAGUGGUGAUUGUUCCCAUCCAGUCCAAGGACGCCACGGAGCAGAGCCUCGUUCGCCAACGCUGCCAGGAAAUGCAGGAUGCACUGGAACGCGCUGGUGUCCGCGUCCACGUCGAUGCACGGGAUCAUAUACGCCCCGGUGCGAAAUACUUUGAAUGGGAACGUCGCGGGGUACCUCUGCGUAUUGAAGUAGGCAUGAGAGAUCUGCAAGCGGAACAGAUCGUGCUGGUUGACCGUUGUCUUCGUUCGAAAGAGAAACUCGCUUUUGAUAACCAUUGGACGAAAUCCGUCAUCGCGCGUUUAGAUGCAUUCCAAGAGCGGCUAUUCAACAAUGCAAAGGGAUUUCUGCGGGAGCACACGCGUCGGGUAGAAAGCUACGACGAAAUGAAACGCUUCCUUACGCCUUCAAACCAAGAUGCAGCAGCGUAUGGAAACGAGAGCAACGACGAGCAGCAUAUAACGGGCUUCUUUCUGGUCCCGUGGCACGAUGACGCCACCAAUGAAGCCAUUAUCAAACAGGACUGUAAGAUGACGAUACGCUGCUAUCCGCUCGAUUCUCAGGAUGAAGCACGCGGGAAGAAAUGCUUCUACAGCGGCCGCCCGGCGACGCACAUGGCGAUUUUCGCUCGCUCGUACUAA
Molecule: messenger RNA, 1794 nt
Organism: Cyanidioschyzon merolae strain 10D
Lineage: Eukaryota; Rhodophyta; Bangiophyceae; Cyanidiales; Cyanidiaceae
Product: proline--tRNA ligase
Exons: 1
Coding region: 1-1794 (597 amino acids)
Biological process (GO): prolyl-tRNA aminoacylation
Cellular component (GO): cytoplasm; aminoacyl-tRNA synthetase multienzyme complex
Molecular function (GO): proline-tRNA ligase activity; ATP binding
Source: RefSeq, a predicted model, not a curated record